AUGAACAUGCCAUGCCGAUCAAAAAUAUGGUUUCAAUAGAACAACAAAGGCCGAUGGAAUAUGGGAAUUGCAUAAUUUCAUAUUUUAUAAAUGGGAUAUUAACACGAGAGCAAUACUGGAACUUUAAUGUAGAUAAAACACGUUAACAUUGCACAUAAAUGUUUCUCCUACCAACUUAAAAAAAAGUUUCUAGAAGUUCCUCUAACAGCCGAUCCCUUUUAAGUGAAGUGGACAGAGAGCUUUCCCACGCUUUCCCCGACCCGCGCGUUUGACGCAGGGAAGGGGGACGUCGUCGUGUUGCGCCAAUGAGAAAGGCGUCUCCUUCAAACCCGGAGCGUCGCGCUGUCAAUCAGGGCUGCUUGCGGGCUGUGGGACAGAGUGCGCUCAGCGAGACAUUGCAACAUUGAUAUAGCUUAUACCGUGGGAAAGCGCAUCACACUGCGCUCUGGCUGCCUGGGUGGCUGGAGCUAAACCGCCAGCUUCUAAAAAGCAGACCGGAAAAUUGUGUUUCUCCCCCCCCCCUCUCUCUCUCUCCAGUGAUAAUGAAACGUCCUUGUGAAGAAAGUUCUUCAGAUAGUGAUAUUGAUGAAACCAUAGACGUGGGGAGCGAAAAUAUCUGCGCAGGGCAGGACAAUAAUGUACUCAUGAGAGCCGGGUCUCCGUCUACAACUUCCCAAAUAAUGGCCAGGAAGAAAAGGAGAGGGAUCAUCGAGAAGAGACGUCGAGAUCGUAUUAACAAUAGUUUGUCGGAACUUCGUCGACUGGUCCCCACUGCUUUUGAGAAACAGGGAUCAGCAAAGCUCGAGAAAGCGGAAAUACUUCAGAUGACGGUGGAUCAUCUAAAGAUGCUGCGGGCAACCGGAGGUAAAGGGUUUUUUGACGCCCACGCUCUCGCCAUGGACUUUAUGAGCAUCGGUUUCCGGGAGUGCUUGGCCGAGGUGGCCCGUUACCUGAGCUCGGUCGAAGGUCUCGACACGUCGGACCCGCUGCGACUCCGCCUUGUCUCUCACCUCAGUACCUACGCCUCUCAACGGGAAGCGGCAGUGAUGAGCUCGUCGGUGGCUCAUCAUCACCAUCACCACCAGCAGCAGCAACAGCGGCACCAGCAUCACCUCCAGCAGCACCAACAACACUGGGCCGCCGCCUUCCACCAACUGCCCUCUGCUCUGUUGCAGCACCACGGCCUCGUCAGCGACAGGCUGCUGGCCACCGCCACCUCCGAACUGCACCCAGGGCCUUGGCUUGUAACCCACUGCAAGAGGCAUCAAUAUUGUUACGAGCAAAUCGACAGCAAUUUUACACGCGAGCUUUCUGCGUUCAAGUAUCCCAAUGUCGACUAUUAUGUGUACGCAAACCAUUCCGCUGUAUCUCCAUGAGGUGGUUUGCUCCAAUGGACCCUCACGACAGCUUAACCACCAGAGAGAAAAGAAACGCCUUCCUCUGCCAUCAACAUCUAGUAAGAAUAAUGGAAUUAAUCAAACCUGACGGAUUUUGGAUGGUUCUCGGUCGUAGCGCGGUUUCUUUCGUUUGCAAAAUGUCUCGCAUACUUCGCAGGAUAUCUUUAUGGAUGCGUAGCAGUUUUAUUUUCCGUUUGAGACUUCAUCCUGCAACCACAAUGUCGAUCCUUAGAAGAAUAACCAAGACGGAACAAUGGAUUAAUUAAUUUCAGUCAAGCCCAUAGAUAGUGUUUAAGAAGGAACUGCAGAUGCUGGAAAAUCGAAGGUACACAAAAAUGCUGGAGAAACUCAGCGGGUGCAGCAGCAUCUAUGGAGCGAAGGAAAUAUGCAACGUUUCGGGCCGAACCCCUUCUUCAGACUGAUCAGCCCGUAGAUAGUUUUCGGUUUUAUUUUCGCCUGGAGAUUUUUCCCAGUGGGAUUAUAGAGCACCUACCGGAAAUGAACAGGAUUUUAGGAUUUGGAGUGGUGUGUUCUCCACAGCACCUGCAGUAGUAUCAAAAGCAAUAAUAUGACAGCAUUCUCACGCCGCUGUGCCUCAAUCUGAAACUGCUGAACAGAGGUGAAGAUGGCGACAGCAGCAGUAAAUGACAGCGUCCCUAAUUGGACACCAGUUUCUUUAUGAGAAGUACAUUUAUAUGCCAACAUCACCAACUGGGAUAUUAUACGAACUGUGUUUUCUUACGGCAGUGGAAAUGGCUUGGUGGCACAAGGUCUGAGCCGAGUUGGACACUUGUGGAAAUACAAAGGAUUGACUCGUUCAGUUCAUGUCAAAAGUUUAAAACCAAGGGGCAAAACAACAUUUACAGUAGCCUAUGUUAAGUUCUUUAAUCAUUCAUCCAUAGAGCAUAUUUCACUUACCCUGAUCCAAAAUAUGGUUGCCCGGAUUAAAAAUGUAUAGCCUUUAUUAGUUAAAUAUUAACUAAUUUUAAAUUAAAAAAAUGACCAAUUCCCAUAUUUUCAGUGGAAACAACAAUUGGAGAUUUGCAUGGAAACCUUUCCAGAAAAUAAACACAUAGCCCUAUCUAUACAUGAGUUUACAAACUGUGCCAACCUUGUUUAUUCUAAACCCGAGUCCAAACAUAUACCUGCAUUUGACAGUACUGUACAUUUUGAGGUCCUCUGAUUAUCCAGUGAGCUUCAUGGUGUACAGUGAAUAGGUGGGCAAGGGGCGUCAGUAUCUGAGACUAUUGUGAUUAAUUUUGUACUCACCUGUUUCAACCAUUCUCUCAGAAUACACAACAUGGGGGAUUAUCAUAAUUGUUACAAUGCAGAGGUUUUAAGCUUAAAGUAGUAGAAUGGAGAAUAUUUCCUUGCAUUUCCUUGUACUUCGUUUUGUUCAUAGUACAGUUUUAGCAUCAUUAUCUCAUGUGAAUGAAACACUUUUUCAUUCUUUCUGUUGCCACUUAAACUAAAUUACACUAAUACAAAUAUACAUUGAAGUGGAUAGAAAUUAGCUUAUUCAGCAUGAAAAAUGUCACUAAAGCAGCAUAUGAAUACCAUUGAAAGGGCAUUUUAUUCAUGGCUGUUGACAUACUAAAGUAGAAUUUUACAAAUAAAUUUACUUUUGUUGCAUUUUACUCAUCCUCCAUUUUUCAAUGCUUAGAAUACUUUUAUUACAGCUAGAUUAAAGAAAUAGAACUUCUCUAUUGCCACAGGCUAAUACUUUGCAGGAUGCUUUCUGCUUAAUUAUCUUCAAAAUGAAAAGUGAAAGUUAUUAUUAUAAUGUUAAUAUAAUAGAUAUUACAUUCAAUCAGUAAACUGUUCCACACAAUAAUAAAUAAGUGAAUUAGCUGCACUUCUUUUUCAAAACAACUUAGCAUCAGAUUAAUAUGUUAUCUAUGCAAAAACAAACAGGGAUGAUUAGAUAAUUGGUUCCGUUAAAGGUAAUUUGGAACUCCUAGACCAAAGUUCAUGCCAUGCAGCAAAUAAUAUUGGUACCUAGGGACUUAAUUGCCCACAGUUGAUACAUGUGGAUGGUCAUUGUAUUUUGGAAAUAUUUUUAAAUAUAUUCAUUCAUUUCAAUGUAUAUAUGGAAGACACUAUUUCAUGAGAAAAGCCUUGCAGAAAAAGCUUCCUACAUAUGAAAGAGCAAUUAUAUCAUCAAUAAAUUGUGCUCAUUGGUCCCUUUACCCAGUCACAUUUCCACUCAGUAAUCUGCUGCUAUAAUGGCAUUAGGUUAAGCAAAUUACUUUUAAUUUGAGCCUGUCCAAAAUCUAUUUUUUUCCUUUAAGGAAAAUGUAAAAUAUGGCAAAAGGAUGCUUGUAUGCAAGGUCAGAGAUUAGGAUGUGUACAAAUAUAAUACUGUAGAUAAUGUGUUGCACUUGAAUUCUCUGCUGUGUGGAGAAGACAGUGAUAAAAAAUAAGUUUACUGUAUGCAGGUGAUGAUACAAUACAAAUGACACUUUUUGCUUAUUUACCUGCAUUCUAUAACCUGUUAUACAUUAAAUGUUUAUAAAUAUA
Messenger RNA from Amblyraja radiata (thorny skate), 3917 nucleotides. It is a transcript of the gene hey2, whose product is annotated as hes-related family bHLH transcription factor with YRPW motif 2. Lineage: Eukaryota; Metazoa; Chordata; Chondrichthyes; Rajiformes; Rajidae. The transcript has 6 exons. The coding region runs from base 543 to 1376 and encodes 277 amino acids. Gene Ontology annotation, molecular function: DNA binding; protein dimerization activity. Gene Ontology annotation, biological process: regulation of DNA-templated transcription. The record is from RefSeq and is a predicted model, not a curated record.